GUAGACCUCUACACGAAAACAACCCACAUCAGGCAUAAGCAGUGAGUGAGUGCAGCGACCUUCGAUCAGCUAUAUCCUGCAUCGAUCUGGUCAUGGCUGUAGCAAUGCUCCCGAGGCUCGUUGCUGUGGCGGCGCUCGUCGCGCUGAUAUGUGCUGUUGCUGUGGGCCAGGUACCCGCACCUGCCGUCGGCGGUGCGCCGGUGUGCGACUUGGUCGAUCAGGACGUCGUGAAUGCGUGCUUCAAGAGCUUUGGAGAAGGUAUGAAAAAUGCCAUUGCAGACAGGCGUUUUUCGGGGGGUAAGGUCAUUAAGGUUGGAGUGGACUGCUGCAUAGCCUUUGGAGGCCACUCGUGCCUCUGCAAGAUGAAGAUGGCGUGGAAGGCUCAGGGCAAAAGUGCCCAGAAUAAUGUGCAAUGCGUCAGGGAAAAGGCAUGUUAGUGACUAGUGAGCGUGUCAUGCAUGCAAGACCUCUAGUUCGUUGGAUAUGUGUGUUUCUUGCAUGUUGGUUUCAAGCGGUCGAUGUCCACACGCUCCUUGUUUGCUUUUAUUUUCUUGUGUGUGUCAUGUGAGUUUGUUCUGUUUUUCUACGUAUGUGAGCGUUGAUCGGUCACUUGUGUCUUUUUAGUUUGUACCAAUCAAAAAUAAUUGU
Messenger RNA from Triticum aestivum (bread wheat), 648 nucleotides. RefSeq lists its product as uncharacterized. The coding region runs from base 93 to 437 and encodes 114 amino acids. The record is from RefSeq and is a predicted model, not a curated record. The transcript has a single exon. NCBI's taxonomy places the organism in Eukaryota, Viridiplantae, Streptophyta, Magnoliopsida, Poales, Poaceae.